AUGAGUAUGCCAGAGAUGUUUGAAAAAAGUGUUUGUUUCAUUAACACUUUACCCAAAACUGAAGUAAUUUCUGUUGAGGACAAAUUGAAUUUAUAUAAAUAUUUUAAACAGAGUACUGUAGGUGCUUGCAAUAUUGGUGCUCCUAGCUUUUUUAAAUUUGAAGAGAGAAAAAAAUAUGAAGCAUGGAAAUCAAUUGAAAAAUUAAGUAAAGAAGAAGCACAAAAGAAAUAUGUACAACUUGUUGACGCAUUAUACCCUGGAUGGCAAAAAGAUUAA
Messenger RNA from Plasmodium malariae, 276 nucleotides. RefSeq names its product acyl-CoA binding protein, putative. NCBI's taxonomy places the organism in Eukaryota, Apicomplexa, Aconoidasida, Haemosporida, Plasmodiidae. Gene Ontology annotation, molecular function: fatty-acyl-CoA binding. Bases 1 to 276 code for a protein of 91 amino acids. Gene Ontology annotation, biological process: fatty acid metabolic process. The transcript has a single exon. The record is from RefSeq and is a predicted model, not a curated record.